AUGCGACGCGUGGGCCGCGUGGGGCUCCGGGACGGAGACCGGACGAGAAGAAGGCAAAGGGAAGACCACGACACGGCAAAGCCAACGCUGCUCGAAGUUGCGCGAAGUGGUCAACUGCAGCAUUCCUCCAACAGCGAGAGCGAGAGAGCGAUGCGGAGGCGAAAACUGAAAGGCCGCCCAGUCGACUUCCCUCCAGGCUCCAUCGGCUCCAUCGGCUCCAUCAUGCUAGCAGCACGCGGCAGCACCACACGCUGCAACUUUGGGCUUAUCCGCGCCAAGCGGCCGAUCCCCUCAGCCCGGGCUCCGUAG
This is a messenger RNA of Symbiodinium sp. CCMP2592, 309 nucleotides long. The record is from the annotation of a GenBank genome assembly. Lineage: Eukaryota; Dinophyceae; Suessiales; Symbiodiniaceae.